Molecule: messenger RNA, 17331 nt
Organism: Schistocerca cancellata (South American locust)
Lineage: Eukaryota; Metazoa; Arthropoda; Insecta; Orthoptera; Acrididae
Gene: bchs
Product: WD repeat and FYVE domain-containing protein 3
Exons: 55
Coding region: 241-11055 (3604 amino acids)
Molecular function (GO): metal ion binding; protein binding
Source: RefSeq, a predicted model, not a curated record
CCAUACUCAUGUUGAUAUUAUUUAACGUUUUUACCAUACUGCUACUUUUCGUAUGGCCGACAGAUGACAAUAUUGGUGUCAACUGUCAGUGAUGUCAGUUUCAGUGGCGGUGUAGGUUAUUUUCGUGUAAUGUCAGUGAGAAUGAACGUCAAAACUGUUUGUUGUAAACAGAAAACAGUGUCCUAAUCAAUGGAUGUAUAAUGAAGAUUACUUGAAAAGAGGAGCUGUUUGGACAGCAGAAUGAACAUAAUGCGGAAGUUUCGGGGAGGGACCCUCCCCUCCAUGUCACAAGAUGAAGCUAACUCUAACCCUCAGCAUACAGCUCUGGGAUUAAUGCACCUUAAGAAGUUAUUCUCUGAAUAUACUCAUCCCUCACACCCACUGACUGAAAAAGAACGUGAUGAUAAGCUGUAUAAUAUGUUACCACUGUUUUGCAAGGUAUUUGGCAACAGUCCAUCAGCUGACAUGAUGGAAAAGUUCCGUGACAUUCUAGCAUUUUGUCAACAAGUAUCCAAACUCAUGGUGUCAGAAAUGAGGCGUCGAGCUUCAAAUCAGUCGACUGAGGCAGCUAGCUGUGCCAUUGUGAAAUUUCUUGAAAUAGAAAACUCAGAGGAGUCAAGUAAUGGCUGGAUGUUGCUUUCGACUCUUAAUCUUCUCGCCGCUGGUGAUGCUUCACUGGUGCAGGUUAUGACGUCAGUAGCAGUGCCUUCCACACUUGUUAAAUGCUUGUACCUCUUUUUUGAUCUUCCUGAGAUAGAAAACCCAGAGACAGCUGAAACUGGAAGUGAUUUUACUCCUAGAGAGAGAAGAAUUUUGUUACAAAAGAUAUUUGUGCAGGUACUUGUGAGGCUCUGUAGCCACACCGCACCUGCAGAGGAACUUGCUCGCAAGGACGAUCUCACACUUCUGUUCUCUGCCAUAACUAGCUGGUGUCCUCCGCAUAAUGUAAUGUGGCGCAAGAGCGCGGCAGAAGUCCUGAUGACACUGUCGCGGCAUGGUCUCACUCAGCCUGUUGUCAGUUACAUACACAAUAAGGGUUGUGUAGCUCUCUGUAUUGAAAAUAUGCAAAGAGUUCAAGAACUGACACCCCUAGAAAUUGUUGAGAUGUUUGUAACUGUGUUCUGCUUCCUGAAAGAUUCCAGUGAAGUCUCUCAGACACUGCUUGAUGAUUUUCGCAGCUGUCAGGGUUAUGUUUUCCUGUCCGAAUUCCUUUUGAAGUUAGAACAUGACACUAGCCCAGAAUCUCAAGAAGCCAUCCGUAACCUGGUUCUGAUGGUGGCUUCUCUUGCGAUGUGUGGUUACAUUGAACUACGCCCUAGCCAGGCUAGUAUGGGUUCCCUCUUUAAAAUCAGCAAUUUCUCAUUGCCGCAGCCUUCAGGGAGAGGAGCCAGUGUGAGAAAUAUACAGGCCUUUCAAGUACUACAAUCUGUUUUUCUUAAAUCGAACUGCCCUGCAUUGUGCUGCACCAUUCUUGAUGCAAUUUCUAGUGUAUAUCAUGCAGAUAACGCAAAUUACUUUAUACUUGAGGGACAGAACACCCUUUCUCAAUUUGCCGAAAAAAUUCAUCUGAAAACACAAGAAAUACAGGAGAAAUUUUUCCAGCUUCUGGAAUUUAUAGUAUUUCAACUGAAUUUCGUACCCUGCAAAGAACUCAUAUCACUGUCAAUACUUCUGAAGGCACAGUCUUCUGUCAGUUGCAGCAUAAUAUGUAUGCAAACUUUGCUCAACAUUCUAAGUUCUAAACACAAUGAAAUUUUCAAGAAUGUCUACAGAGAAGUUGGAAUCUUGGAAGUAUUUGUGACAUGCUUGCACAGGUAUGCUGCACUGCUGAAAGAGAAGAAGCAAGCAGUGGAUGAAGGCAAAGAUUAUGAGAUUCCAGCACCAAGUGAAAAACUGGGAAUGCUUGUAAUGGAAGCCCUAACAUUGUUAUUGCAUUCAAAUGCAAGUAAUGCAGCAGUUUUCAGAGAAAGUGGUGGUGCUCGCUGUGCCCACAAUCUUGUUCCUUACUCUGAAUGCAGGCAGCAGGCAUUAGGAAUUGUUCGUGAACUUCUGCUUGGUGCUGGAGGUGAUGAUGACAUGGGAACUCUCCUGGGUAUGAUGCAUUCUGCACCAGCAUCAGCGCUGCAGCUAAAAGCCCACAUUUUGAAGUCUUUGCUGAUUUGCCUGCGUGAAAGCCAUCGAUGCCGUACGGUAUUUCGCAAAGUUGGUGGCUUUGUGUAUGUAAUGAGUGUUUUGGUAUCUAUGGAGGGCUGCCUGUCUGGACAGCCAUCUCAACCCUGGGAGAGUAUACCGUACACCCAGGUGCUGCAUUUACUGCACAUGGUCUUUAAUACAGUUACUGUUGCCAUGCGCUUCGAACCUGCAAAUGCCAAAUUUUUCCAUAAUGAGAUAUGCUUAACAAGCCUCUGUGACACUCUGAGGCUCUUGGGCUGUUUUUCUAGCCAGCAACAAUUAGAAGAGUGUGAUGACACACUGCUUUCGAAAGAGGAAAAUACAUUCCAUAAUUUAUUUAUAGGGAAUGUUCUCGAACCAAGCAUUCCAGAUCACAUUCCAGUACAGCUGUCGUACGCAUGUUUAGUUCUUCGGAUGCUGUAUGAUGUGGCUCUUGAUGCAUUUGAAAAACCUAACUUGAUGUCGGCCGUAACCUUCAAAUCUCCAACCCAUCGAAGACAUCAAUCAGAGUCGAAUCGUCCUCCAGAGUCACCAGUAUCAGCUCGCCGUGCGGUGGUGAAUUCUCUAAACUUGAAUCCACCUGCCCCGGACCCAAUUAUUGUCCACCCAGGUGUGGUUGUAGCCAUGCUUCAUCUCCUGCCUUCAGUACACCAUCAAGACUGUGCCCAGCUAUCACUCACAUUGCAGAUGUAUGCUUCAGAGGUACUGAAGAGUCUCGUUCGAUCAGAGCGAAAUCAGCAGAUAAUGUGUGAAGCUGGGCUACCUGGACAGUUGUUGGCAUGCGGCCGUGCAGCACUUGAAGAAGACACGCAUCCUCUUCACCCUCCACUUCAGUACAUGUUGGAGCGAUUAGCAGCCCAAACUCUAGAACCACGAGAUCUCAGAGAAUUUCUUCGACUUGGCGAUCCACUGUGCAGCAUUUCCAUGGAUGAUGUUGACCGUAUUUAUCCAUUGCGACCGCCUCAUUGUAAGCCCGGUGGUCCUGUUCCAUUAACACGUGUGAAAACUCUUGUAUCUAUGACAACGCCACGUGAUUUUCGUACUGUGCAUGGGAGCUCCAUACUGCCUCCAUUUGUUGAAUUCGAUAUGUCAGCUGAGGGUUUUGGAUGUUUAUAUCUGCCAAGUGUAGCACCUCAGAGCCCAUCAGGACCACCUGUCGUCACUGUGGGUGGUUUAGGAGUCCCAGCUGAUACAAGUGUUGUUGGCGGCAUUGGAUCAGGUGACAGAAUGUUCCCACCACAGACUGGUUUGAGCUACUCGUCAUGGAUUUGCGUAGACAAGUUUUCGGAUCCACGCACAGAUCCACACUGUGUUCGGUUGCUCACACUUGUUCGCAAUGGCCGUGAUCAUCAUCUAAUUUGUUUAGCUGUAGUGCUGUCAGCAAGGGACAAGGCUGUAAUUGUUUCCACUCAAGAAACUGUGAUGCCUCAUAGUAAUGCAGGAGAAUGGGAACCAGAGCCAAUGGGAGACUCGGGUGUGAGAAUUUGGUGUCCAGAAAUUUUGCAAGAAGGUCAAUGGCACCAUCUAGUGCUAAUUGUCAAUAGAGCUGUCCUUAAGAAUUCUACAUUUUCUCUGUAUGUUGAUGGACGCCCUGUGCAUACAAGAAAGCUACACUACAUCUCGCAGAACCCAGGAGGCGGUGCAGCAAAUCUGACUGUGGCAUCAUCAGUGUACGGGUACAUAGGGACGCCGCCAGUCUGGCGUCGCAACUCGCGACUUGUUUGGAAACAAGGACCUUGCCACUUGCUGGAAGAGGUUCUGAGCCCACAGACUGUCUCUCUUUUGCAUCAACUAGGGCCACACUAUAUGGGCAGUUUACAAGCACCGGAACUUAAUGGGAUUGAACCACUACCAUCAUUAAUCGCAGAGGAGAAAGUAAUAUUUGGAUUAAAUGCAAAAGCUGUGUCACAGCUUACAUUGGCAAAGAUCAGAAAAGUAUACAGUAGAGCUGACAAUAAAGCAAUUGCCAAACAGCUUGGUAUGUCAUCUCAUGAAAAUGCUACACCAAUUAGGAUACUGCAUAACUCUGCCGGUCAUUUGAGUGGCCCUGCACGCUCUCUUGGGGGUGUUGUUAUCGGGUACUUGGGAGUGCGUGUCUUCUCCCCGAGACCAGUUACCAAAAUGGUUGACAAUGUUGGAGGCUGUUCUGUUCUACUAGGGUUAAUCGCUAUGGCUCAAGAUGUGGAAAGUUUGUAUGCUGCAGUCAAGGCACUUGUGUGUGUCGUUCGCAGUAACAGAUCAGCACAGUUAGAAAUGGACCGUCGCCGUGGGUACCAGACAUUAGCUAUGCUGUUGCGCAAGAAGCGCCCUCUUCUGAAUAGCCACAUACUACAUUUAACCUUCAGCCUUGUUGGAACAGUUGACAGUGGUCGUGAAAGUUCUACUAUUCCAAACACAACUGCAUUCCAUGAUCUCCUCUGUGAUGUGGAGGUUUGGCACGAAGCACCAGGUGAACUCCAGCGUUCUCUGUUUGAACACCUCCUGGAACUAGUCUCGGAGUCUAGUGAGAAGCGUGCCAAUUUGCGUACAGUGAGAGACCUCGGCCUAGUGCCCCGCCUGCUGUUAGUCCUGCCGUCUGUGUCGUGUGCUCCCACACGGCAGGUCUUGUUACAACUGCUCGGCACCCUUCUGGCGGGAACACCGAGGCAUUCUGACCUUCUAGGGUUUGGACAAUUUGUAGCAGCAACACUUCCCGCUUCGCCUACAGCAGAUGAAAAGAAGAUAACGUUGCAAGAAGGUCAGAAUAGGCAACAGCCUGCCAUUACUGGAGAUGAACUGAGUCUCAUGGCAGUAGUACCCAUAUAUGGAGAUGAAGAAUCUGACAUGAUUACAGGAAUAGUGUUACGUAAUCGAUGUUUACAAUUGCUCCACUCUCUCCUGUUCACACCACGGAGUGCUGUUAGUACAACCUUCUGCGAAGAGGUCGUCCAGGUUCUUGGUCUAGACUGGGUGCUCUUGUUCCUCCAAGGCCAGCUGCAUCCGUCAACAGUUGUCUGGGGACUCAGGAUACUUGUGGUGCUGUGUUCCUGUCCACCAUUGCUGCAGAAAUUUCGUGAAGGUAGUUCUUGUGGAGGAUGGUUGAGAGAUGCCGAACUAGUGACUCGUAACAAGAUGGCAGCUAGUGUUCUGGGUUGUCAGUUUACACCAUCUACGCCAAAGUACCCAUUUUGUAGAGAAAUAAAAGCAGAAGCACUGGGAGUGCCUGGGUUUCAGAGGCUUGGGUACUUAAUGCCCCUGCACAUUGAUGUACCAGAGGUUUAUUUUCUUCUUAUGGCUUUAAUGAUGGGACAACCAGUGAAGUUGCUUCCUGCAGACUCGAAGCUUGACCUGGACAGUGUAUGGAAUUUCAUGUUUGGUGUACCUGUUAGCCAAUCGGUGACAAGUGUGGCAAGUCGGGUGUCUCUGUGUUCUGAAGCUAUCAUAGUUCUUUUGGGAAUGGUCCGAACAAUGCUUAACCAGGAGGGCAAAAGCCCAGAUAGUUUACCUGAAUGGUUGCGGGAUUACCCAGUGACAAUUAUACAGUUCCUAUUCUUUUUAUACCACAAUAUGGCAGAUUUCACGCCAGUGUGCAUGACUGGUGAAGUUUUGGGGGCAUUGGCAGGCACUCUUUUCCCCAGGCAAGCUGGAAGUGAAGCAGGUAGUGCAGCUUCAACACCCGGCGAUGAAGUGAAGACUUAUCCUGGCUCUGACUCCGCUGUCCUUGUUAGAUCUCCAUCAAAGGAUUCGGGUUUGAGCAACCACCCAGCAAGGAAAUUUGUGAUGGACUUCCUGCGCGUGAUUGUAGUGGACUCGCUAUCACUACCAUCACCUGGAAAAGGUCCUCUUGCAAUUGACUUAGUCCUUGAGGCAUCACCGGAGAAUGCAAGCAUGUCUCAGCAGACACGUUAUCAGACGGAGGUGUUGGGAACUCUGAUGGAGCACCUGCUGGCAGCCGACGUCCUCAUCGGGGAGCAGGCUGCACUGCCUGUAGUCCCUGGGGGGGCGUCUCAGUACAUUGCUCCCAAUGUGUGCUACCUCGCUUCACGUAUUGUGGACAAGCUUUGGCAGGGUACUUUUGCAAAAGAUCCACAUGAAGUAUUUGAGUUUGUGGUGAAAUUAAUAAUGCAGGCAAAGCGUCGCCCAUCAACAGUUUCCUUGGAAGGUCUUUACCAUUGCCUGAAUCGCACUAUAUUGUUCCUAUUGUCCCGCUCUACAGAAAACAUAGCUGACCAGAUGGCUGUACUGGAGGCACUCCACAAGCUUACCACGCAUCGAGGUCUAAUCUUUGGUGCAGGAAAUCAUGAACUGGAUUUUGUCGGCUGCCUAACAUACUGUUUAUUGCAACUUACAUCUGAUAUGAAAAUUAUGUUGGACACAAACAUAAAAACAACAUGGCAUGUAAAUCCUCAGACAGAUGAAACAGAGGAUAGGUUGACGUCUCACCAGGGCCACAACCUGAUGGCAGUGGCUGCACGAAGAGUCUGGGAAGAGCUGUACGUGUGCAAGAAACCUGCAAUUGAAGAGGUGUUUAAAAUAACACUUAAUUCACCAAACAACAAAGCUCCAGAUUUGACCACUGUAAGGGAACAAGUGUAUGAAUCAGCUACUCGCCUGUGGCUCAAUUAUGUGGAUAUGGAAAGAAAAGCAUCUUAUAGGGUUCCUUGGGAAUUACAUAAUCAAAUACAAUCUAAAAUCCAGAAAGUUACUGGUGGCCUGACUCGCUUGGCAAGUCGAACGAAGGUGAAGAAGGAGGAAACGUUGCGUGUAAAACAGUCCCAUCUAUCUAUGGUUGACGUUGCCACGUACACUCUCAACCAUGUCAAUUUGGUAAGGGAGUUGGUAGAAAUACGGGCAAAGAUGCAUCACCAGACUCAGACUCACACUCAACGAUAUGUAUUCGAGGAGUGGCUGCAGACUGAGACGGAACUGACACGAGAACGGGGCCUUUGGGGUCCAGUCACAAGCAGUCGGUUAGAUAAGUGGAUGCUAGAUAUGACUGAGGGGCCAUGUAGAAUGAGGAAGAAGAUGAUGAAAAAUGAAUUGUUUUAUAUACAUUAUCCUUACAGACCUGAACUUGAAAUUGGAGACAAUAGAGCACUGAAAUACAAAGUUGCAACAAGCUGGGACAGUAAAGAGUUUUAUCAGAAAUACCGCCCCCAGACCUUGUUUGAGCGUGAACGUGACCCCAUCAUGGAAGCUGCUCUUCCUUCUGAAGAAACUACAACAGACAUACAGCUGCCAGAGAAUGGUGACGACAUCAGAGACUUAGGUCUGCACCAUGUGCCAUGUGCAUUGGAAAGGCAUGGUGUGCAUCGUUCUAUAUCAGAACCUGAAGAUGCUGGAGACGAUGAUGCAACAGACACAACAGGAAGUGAAGAUCAGGAUUCUGCUCCAGAUAACCAUACACUUCCUCGUUUACUGGAAGAACAAGAAAAGAUCAGUUACAUGUUUAGAUGUGCACGUAUUCAAGGCCUGGACACAACUGAAGGGGUUCUGUUGUUUGGUAAAGAACACUUUUAUGUAAUAGAUGGCUUCACUGUUGAUAGAUCACGUGAUAUACGUGAUAUAGAAUUACUACCUGAACAUGACCACGAUCCAAUUCUUCCGAGUCCUGGGAGUCCGAGACGCUCACGAGCUAUGAGACAGUGUUCAAAAUUUGCUUAUGAAGAUAUAAGGGAAGUUCAUAAAAGGCGCUAUCUUCUCCAACCUAUGGCUCUUGAAGUGUUUUCUGGAGAUGGCCGCAAUUACUUACUAGCAUUUCAAAAAAAGCAGCGUAACAAGGUGUAUCAGAGGUUUAUGACAUUUGCCACAGCCAUCGCAGAUAGUGCGCAGCAAUCUGUAGCUGGUCAAAAGAGAACGGCAAAUGUGGAACAAGGGGCAGGGUUACUUUCAACUCUAAUCGGAGAGACAUCUGUCACACAGAGAUGGGUGCGUGGUGAAAUCUCCAAUUUCCAGUACCUGAUGCAUCUGAAUACUUUAGCUGGGAGAUCAUAUAAUGAUCUAAUGCAGUACCCUGUAUUCCCGUGGAUACUAGCUGACUAUGAGAGUGAAGAGUUAGAUCUGACUGACUCGCAAACUUUCAGGGAUUUCACAAAGCCGAUGGGAGCACAAAGUCCAGAGAGAUUGGAACAGUUCAAAAAAAGGUAUAAGGAAUGGGACGAUCCUCAUGGUGAGACUCCACCUUAUCAUUAUGGCACUCAUUAUUCAUCGGCCAUGAUUGUGUGCUCUUAUCUUGUGAGAAUGGAACCUUUUACUCAGCAUUUCCUUCGUUUGCAGGGAGGACAUUUUGAUUUGGCUGAUCGCAUGUUCCACUCAGUACGAGAAGCAUGGUUAUCAGCGUCGAAACAUAAUAUGGCAGAUGUUAAAGAACUGAUACCUGAGUUUUUCUAUCUCCCAGAGUUCCUUUGUAAUUCAAAUAACUUCGAUUUAGGUUGUAAGCAGAAUGGUGUUCAGUUGGGUGACGUAGUGUUGCCACCUUGGGCCAAGGAAGAUCCGAGAGAGUUCAUACGGGUGCACCGGCUGGCACUUGAGUGCGACUACGUGUCGCAGCAUCUGCACGAGUGGAUUGACCUGAUAUUUGGAUGCAAGCAGCAAGGACAGGCUGCUGUUGAGGCUGUUAAUGUGUUCCACCAUCUCUUCUAUGAAGGAAACGUUGACAUUUACAAUAUUGAUGAUCCUCUGAAGAAGAAUGCAACUAUUGGUUUCAUCAACAACUUUGGUCAGAUUCCAAAACAGCUUUUCAAGAAGCCUCACCCAGCUAAAAAAAUAAGUCAUCGUACAUCAGUGAUAGAUCCAGGCCCAAUAACACCAGGGCUGAGUUUUACUACAGGAGAUAGGUUAUUCUUUCAUAACCUGGAUAAUCUUCGACCUUCACUACAACCCAUCAAAGAACUUAAGGGCCCAGUUGGACAAAUCUUACAUGCUGAAAAAAACAUUUUAGCAGUGGAGCAGAACAAAGUAUUGGUACCUCCAGCUUACAACAAAUAUGUGGCUUGGGGCUUUGCAGAUCACAGUUUACGCAUUGGUAAUUAUGACAGUGAAAAGGCUGUGUUUGUUUCUGAGGCAAUGGUACAGAGCAAUGGGGAAGUUGUUGCUUGUGUGUGUCCCUCUCCUAAGCUAAUUAUCACAGCUGGUACUAGUACGGUUGUCACCAUUUGGGAGUACAACAAGAAACAGUUAAACAUAAAGCAGUGCCUUUACGGACAUACUGAUGCAGUGACAUGCCUGGCUGCAAGCCCAGCAUACAAUGUGAUUGUGUCAGGCUCUCGAGAUGCAACAGCUAUUGUGUGGGACUUGUCGCGCCGCAUCUUUGUUCGGCAGUUGCGGGGCCAUGCUGCUCCUGUAGCUGCCGUUGCUGUGAAUGAACUCACUGGUGAGAUAGCAACCUGUGCAGGGACAUGGUUACAUUUGUGGAGUAUAAAUGGCGACGAGCUUGCAAGUGUCAAUACGUGUGUUGGGAGAGCAGAUAGAAUGCAGCAAAUACUGUGUGUUGCCUUUUCUCAGACCCACGAGUGGGACUCACAGAAUGUGAUCAUGACUGGCUCUACAGAUGGUGUGGCGAGAAUGUGGUCCAUUGAUUAUGUCCAAGUACCAAAAGAAGAAACAAGACCACUGGUGAAAGAAGGAAGUGAUAGUAAUCUGGUGUCAGAGGUUGCAGAAGUGGAUUCCAGUGACGGCAAACCGUGUGCACCCACUGACACCAGGAACAUUCGUGUCCAAGAUCUAGUGAAGCAAAUGAGUAUAUCAGCUGACUUUACAGCAGACUCCCAAGGUUUGCUAAAUAAGAGUGGCUCUGAGAGCAGUUUGUCAGAUGAGGAUGCCCCUGAGGCAGCUUGUGACACAUCUAAGAAGGAACUAGAAGCUGCCAGCAUAGAAGAGAAAGAAGCCUGCAGUGAUGACGAUAAGGUACCUCAAGAAGAGGAAGUGUUUACAGAAGACAGUGUCACUGCUAAGACUAGUGACACACGUUCCAGGGAGAGGUCUGUUAGUGCCAACGAUCCUGACAACUCCGAUGUGGGAAAGGAAGCUGGGAAGGACGAGGUGCGCGAAGUUUCACCCUGUCAGGCCGAGCGCCUCCACAAGGGCGACUUGCACCGACAGCACGCCGUCAGAGGCGCUAGCACAGACUCCUCAGACUCGCUAGUGGUGUUGCGCCGCAGGUCGUCAGCUCGUGCUAACCCACAGUUCCGCAAAAGUGAAGGCAGCACGCUGAUAAUGUCGGCAGCUCUGUCGGAGAGCGACAGCAACUCGGCGGGUCUCGACGGGCCUCUGCCCGCUGGUGGAGUCGUGGCAGUGGGUGAGGAGGGUGCUAGGAUUCGUGCGAGCAAAAGUGAUACUAGCCUUCCUGAUUCAUUUGUUAUUGUGGAGCAUGCAGACACGAUUGAAAGUUCGCCUACAACAAGGACCAGUGUCGACACCAGCUGUGUGCCCAAUAAUAGGAUUCGCCGCAGAAAUCCGCAGAAUGUACUGAGAGAAGGUUUCCGCUGGCAGAGGCAGCUAGUGUUCCGCAGUAAGUUAACAAUGCACACAGCCUACGAUCGCAAGGACAACGCAGAACCCGCAUCAGUGACGGCUCUCGCGGUGUCACGAGAUCACCGUGCUGUAUUCGUGGGGGAUGCACGAGGUAGAGUGUUUUCUUGGAGUGUGUCUGAUCAGCCAGGGCGGACAGUAGCUGAUCACUGGGUCAAGGACGAAGGGACAGACACUUGUGCAGGCUGUGGAGUGCGCUUCACACUCUACGAACGCCGUCACCAUUGCCGUAGUUGCGGAGGACUCUACUGCUCCAGGUGUAGUCGUUUCGAAUCAGAAAUAUCGAAACUUCGUAUCCUGAAGCCAGUUCGUGUGUGCCAACGCUGCUAUACUUUGUUGCGGCCCCAGCACGCUUCAGGUGAUAGUGGUACAUAGUUCCCAGUGUUAGUGAUACACAGCAACCAGCAUCCUUCAUAGAGAAUAGUAGUUCACACCGUUGCCUGGUGUAUGUCAAUUCACCUCAGGAGGUAUUGUAUCAUGUGAAAUCCUCUUUCAUUUCCAUAAGGUGCAACUUGUAUUAUGACUAGCAGUAUUGAUGAUACAAACAAUAAUGGAUUUUGUUACUUAGUUGAUUAAUGUAUUGGUAAAGCUGGAAUUAUGAGUAAUGCAACUGUCAAAUUAUUGGGCAUAAAUGUGAGGAAGCAGGGGUAAAAGAAUGCUUUGUCUUUUUGGAAGACAAGUUGUAUGAACACCAAAUAAUAAAUGUAUCAUAGUUUUGUUAUGCUUUUGUACUGUAUUUUGUAAGUUCAAUUUGCUGCAGGGUGUUAAUAAAUGUCAGUCUCAACAGUCAUAUGUAUAGUCAGUGCCAUUUGAUGCUCCAAGUCAGAUGCUAGUUUUAUGUGAAAUUUUAAUAACUAGAAAUGUCUUCAGAUUUUAAUUCUUGAAUGCUAAUAAUUGUGAGUUUUUCCUCCCUUUGUUGUUGUUCUUGUUCUUGUAAUGACCUAUGGCUGUGUCAGUCUCUACCACCCUCCUUUUCUCUCUCAUGCUGUCUGGAUAAUAAGUCAUAGUUAUAAAUACAUAGUAAAUUGACAGCAGUGGAAUUUCCACAAAUAUUUCUUUAAGUUCCAUUAGAUCUGUGGUGGAGCUGAAUAUGACGAUGAACUUUGUUUCUUCAGCUUUUUUGUGAUUCUUUUUAAAUUAUUAUUGUUAGAAUAGCCUUGUAAACUGGUCUUUAUUGUUUUUACAAUUACUAAAAUUUAAUUUUCAGUUAAUCAUUGUUAUAAAGCUGUUAAUUUACAUUUUGUAAUAAUAAUUAUUCUUCUUCUGAAUGAAGAAUUUUAAUUGCUAGUUUUGUUCUUCUGAAAGAAGAAUUGUUGUUACAGUUAUUAAGUGUAAUUUUCAAAUUUUCAGUUAAUCUUUGUUAUACGACUAUUAAUCUACAUUUUGUCCUAAAUAUUGGUUUGUAUAAAGGAAGAUAUGUUUUGAUAUUGUGUUGGCAGUCUCCCAGUAUUUACAAGAAAAGUAUUGAUAUGGAAUUAUGCACUCCAAUACUGGCAUUCUUUCCACUUGGUAGUCUUAGAUGUUGGACAGUAUUUAUAAAUAAAAUAAAUAUUUUUGUUGCCAGCAAAAUUUGCCAGUAUUAUGUUCAAUGGUUCUAAUACUUUCAAGCAGGAAAGAAAUGAAAAAAAAUAUGAAAAAGUGUGUUCUAUACAUUCUUUCAUAGUAAAGAUACACUUAGUUCAUUUGCUGAAAAUUUUAGUUAUUUGUUCAUUUGAUGUAUUAGCACAAAUUAUGAAGUUUCAGAAUGACAUUACUUAGCACAAAACUGGAGUGUUUUUAUGUUAGUUUUAAUAUGAAAUGAAAUGGACAUUAAUUUAAAUUAUAAGUUUUGCUUGAUCUCUUGCAAUAUUCUAGGAUUUUUAAGUAAUUUUAUGUCUGUUGAAACUUUUGUGUGUUUUCCCGCUUUAGAUUGGAAAUAUUUUUAUUUUUUGCCUACUGCCAUCUUUCAAUACUACGAGAGGAGAUUACUAGGCCUAUAAUGUCUUGCUAGUUAAUUUGGAAAGUACAUAUAGAAGAUAAUGUCUGUCCAUUCACUUUGUAGACAGUGCAGUAGCUUUGUCAUUAACUUAUAAUAUAGAUGAACAAAUCAUGACAGAGAAAAGUGUGUUUACAAAUGGCGGUACCUGAGGAAGAUGGCUAUGGCAUGUUGCAUAUAUCAUUAUUUAAACGAAGUAUUAAAUUAAAAGAAGAAGGAUGAUUUAUCUAGAAGCUUAUAAAAAUACUGUUACCAAACACUUGACUUGUGUAAUUAUUGUGUGGCUGGUGUAAACGAUAUAUUAGUUUAUGCUCUCAUAUGUUGCUACUUAGAUGUUUGCUUGUUGAAUUUAAUCCAUAGCUUACUGAGCAACACAUUAAUUAUUAAGUCAUUAUCUAUUUUUGCAUUCAACAUAGACUUAAAUAUUUUGGGUUUAGGUGUCUGUUUUGUUAAGUAUACGUUAGACACCCUUCACUUUGAAAGCUAAAUCUGGAAAGUAGACCAAAAAUGCAUUUGUCAUUCAUAAAAUAGAGAAUGCCAGAAGAUAAUGUGCAUUUCUAAUUUACUUCCGUUAACAUUAUAUGACAGUUUAGAAAUGGCACUCAGUGUGGAUAUAUUUUUAAUAAAUUGUAUUUUAAUUCUAGUGAUACCAAACACAUUUUACACUUCUUACACUUGCUGGAACGAUGUGAGUUAGAUCCUUUUAAGCUGUUAAUUUUAAAUUAUCAUAGUUUGCCUGUACACUUGUGUAAAUUUAGGUAUGCAUCAUCAUACGCCCUAAAAUAUCGUUUUCGACUCUUUGAAUGUUUAACAAAAAUAAUAAUUCCGUUCUGAAGCUUCAAGAGGUCUCAGUACAGUAUGAAAUUGCUGCAGUCUGAAAGAUUAAUUCUGUUUCUUAUUGCUUGUUUCUCAUCAACCCAUGGUUUUAAAUUCUGUGUUUAAAAAAUACAAUACGUAAAGCAUAACCAAGUAACAUUUAAUCAUAAAAUGUUUUCUAAAUUAAGUAAAUCACUUGCUGCAUCACACAAGUCUACAUUUACCUUCUGAAAAAGUGUUGCCUUUAAAUAUUUGGUCCUUAGUGACUCGGAACAUAUCUCAACAGAUGAUCAACCAAGCAGCUGUUACAAAGAACACAUACUUCACAAGUGAAAGUAGGUUAUUUUUGUCCUGUGUGACAUAGCAGUUACACCCCUCUUCUCAAAAUAUUGCUUUGUUCCAAAUUCAUCUUUUAUCAUGGUGCAGAUACGAGACCACAGUAUUUGUUGUUAGUUUCUUGCCCUUGAUUCUUCACCACUUUAUUCACUUGGGUCGUUAAUUUGGCAACUCACUUGCAGUGCUUACAAGUAUGGCAACAUCUGUGUCAGCUACUACUUGUCUGUAUUUCUAAUUGGUUUAUAGGUCUGUUAUUGUAUUUUGUCCCAUUCAAACAAAUUUUUACUUUGUUCAUAACUUGAACUUAUGAAUCUUAACAUGAAAAACCAAAAAGAUGAACUAGAGUGGUGAAAAUAGCCCAAAGAAAACAAAUCAGUCACAACAUGGCUCAGUAUACGUAGUCUCUCUCUCUCUCUCUCUCUCUCUCUCUCUCUCUCUCUCUCUCUCUCUGUAAUCCACCCCCACCCUCCUCUCCCUUCUCUUUCUUUUCCUCUGUAUCUCUUUCUCUCUCACAUUUUGAAUACAAAAGCUGAAGAGGAAUUCAGUUCUCUGUGCUGUGCUGUUGUUUUCGAAGUAAAUGUGUCAUGACAGUCAUUGUGUUAGGCCCUAUGUCAUAAUUUUCAUAUAACUGAUCCUUUGUUCAAUUGAGAUCAGUCUUCAAAACGUGAUUGCCUUGUACACUUAAUACUAAAUUAUUAUUUAGUACUUUUGUUGUAAAGCCCAAAAAAUAAUAUAUAAGAGUUCUUUAUAUAUUACAGGCAUUUAUUAUACUUAACAAAACCUGUGAAGACAGUCGUCACACCAACACAUAAAUGACUGUGCAAUAUAAGAAAUGUAACGUAACUGUACUUACAUUCACAAUACAUACGGGCAAGCUUGGCACAUACCUACAGUAUUUUAGUAAACUAGGAAGAAGUCAAAACGAUUUGGGUAGUACAGAAAUAAAAAUGUUUUGUCAUUGUAAUGCUGCUUUUAUAUACUGCCAGACUUAUAUCAAAACAUGACUAUUUUCUGUGUAUUCUACAUAAUACAAAUUGUACAAUUUUUAUACUCAAGUGAAAAAUUCAUAACCCUAAUCUCCGAUAAGUGAAAAGGCUGAAACAUCUGCUCAGCUGCUGUUAUCUGUUCCUGUAAGCUAUUAUUUUGUUUAUUUUGGCCAUAUUUUAAUUGAGUUUUGUGAAACAGACAUACUGUUUGACAUUGCCGAGUCAUUCUACUUCUUACUACUGAAUUCUGAAAGUGUAAGUACCAUUGAGAUUGCCUUGUUUCCUCCUAGCUGCUAUUUGAUUUGAAUAAAAAGUCAUGAUCAUACUUCUGAAGAAUAAAUUGAUAGUUUAGGAACAACAUCAAUUUGUCAUUUAUAAAACACCAUUUUUCUUCUACCAACUAGCUGUGUCUUCUUUCUCUUGGCGUCAUUCCAAACCAUUAUUUUUUAUUUUAAAAAUCUAAACAUAUACAGCACCAUGGUUUUCUCAAGUUCCAAUAACAAUAUUACAUUACCAAAUACAUAGGCCUUAUGAUAUCAGUAGAACUCCUCUCAAAAGUGUUGGCAUAUAUAUCAACUACUUAAAUGGUGUCUUGUCCAGGUGGUGGUGGUGGUGAUUGUGGAGUAUUUUGUGCAUUGUGAUACUUUCUGCUAUAUUGUGGAGCUUGAAUGGCAAAAAAAUUGAAUUAUUAAAUAAACUGGUCAUUCUGACUGCUGCCCACAUUUGUAAGUUCAUCCUUCCUUGCAAAUUGUCUGUACACUUUGGUGUCCACACAGCUGCAAAUUUUUGUAUGUUUAUUUAUGUCUAACCAUUUUAUUUUUUUCCUAGAGCACACUAUUAUGUAUGAGGCAACAGUUCCCUCUACUGUUUUUGCUUAAACUAAACCUGUACCUCCCUCAUUCUACUCACUUUUCUCGUAUCAUAUCUUAGAUCAGAUAUUUUACUCAUUGGCAAAGGCAUUCACUUAAUCAUCAGGCUAUCACACUCCUUUGCAAUUUCUCUCUCUUCCAGGUAUGCAAAUAGUAGGCAUGGAUGAUGUAGUGGUGUGACCUCUCUCUCUCUCUCUCUCUCUCUCUCUCUCUCUCUCUCUCUGUCCCUAACACAGACACACACACACACACACACACACACACACACCAUGCCCCUCCCAUUCCCUUUUUAGCCAGCUCAGUUUUUGUAAAAGAGAAAAAGAAAGUUAAAGGUUCAAAAGUUGGAUUGUUUUCUGGAAUAUGGAAUUGAUCUGCUAUAUAGAAUAGUACUGGUUAUGAUGAUUGUUGAGAACAUAGACAUUAGUUUAGUAGGAAUUGCAGAAUUUUGACAAGAAUUAAUCAUUUAUAACAUUUUGAAACUGAAGAAUAAACUGCUAAGAAUGCCUAAAGUAUGUUUUACACAGUGUACCUAACUGUACCCAAGUCUGAAGUGAAUUAAAAACAAAAGACUGGAAAUUGUUGAAUGGCAAUUAAGUUUAACAGAGCUUUGGAGCAGUUUCGAGACAAUGAAGAUUUAAUUAACCAAGUGUUCAACAAAUUUUUCCGUUUCAAGAUUUAUUACUGUGAGAAGAUCACUGCAAUGUACAAGGCUUUAUUUCUGUGGUUACAAGAGUAAGAUAAACAAAUUUGGAAGAUAAAAUGAGGAAGCAACUGAAAUGGAUAACACAGAAACUGCUCUAGUGUUUUGUUUUGUCUUUUUAGCACUACUAUUCUGUCGCCUCUGUGUGUUGUGACCACUGUAAUGAUAAUUUAAAUAUGUAACAAAGUAAUUGUAAAUUAGCCCUCUGACACUGAGACUAAAAGAAUGAAGUAGAAGUGAUAUUUGGUACAACAUUAAUAGAACAGAAUUUUUGCAUUCCAUUUUUGUAUUAAACAGACCUGUGUACACAGGGAUUGCAUAAAUGAAGGCAUCUCCUCCUUGAGAUAGACUGUUUAUGUUUAGUACCUAAUUAAAACAACUAGGGGGCCAUGUCUUUAUUAGUAAUUUAUUUUUUUAUGGUUAGGAAAUGUAUGUUUGUAUAGUAAUGUGCAUUGUUUUUCUUUCAUUGCUGUGUACAUAAUGUUGAUAUAACAAUGUGUGUGAUAAGCAUUGCAUAGAAUUCUUCUAGUCGAGUGCAAAUAAUAGGCAAACAAUAAACAAAAAAGUAUUACUUGUUAAAAUUUCACAUGGGUGUUAACAGCAGCUCUCUUACAUGUCAUUUGGCAUGGUAUAGCACAAUAAUUCUUUAAUAGCAUGUUAAAUGCCAAAGACUCGUGGGAGGUUUAAGUGAAAAGCUGUGUAAUAAAAAACUUAUGAAACACUAUUCUUUGUUUUUAUGGUUAAAAUAAUGUAUAUAACAUCUUGAAUUGUACUCGAGUUUCAUAUUUGAUGGCUGUAAGGCAUGCACAAUAUUUUGAUUGUUUCAGUAGGAGAGAGAUAUGUGGUGCAUGUAUGUAUGUUGUAUGUAUGUAUGUGAGAGAGGAGGCACAGAAGAGAAUUGGAGUAUAGCAAGCUAUUUCUGUCAUCAUGUAUUGUGUGGAUGCAUUCUUAUCAUGUGGAAAGAAGAAU